UUGUGAAAUGAAGUGUGUUUGCGCUCUACAACAUUGUAUUUAAAUAUAAUUGCUGAAUGGCUGGUUAAAUGCUAUUGACUUAUUACAAAGGGACUAAAAUAUUAUUGCCUACUUGAAAAUUUGAGAAAAGUGCGAGCAACACUUAAAUGCUGUUUAUAUUUGUGAAUACAUGAAAUGUUUUGCGUGUCGAAACUUGCUUUUCUCAUUUUCUAUACUACUUUAUGGCAUGUUGAACCUGCCGAAUCUGAUGAUCCACCUGGGCAUUUACAGCCAUUUGGAAAUCACAUGCCUCCAUUUGAAAUAGAUGUCAUAGAUACUCCUCCAACAGCCCAAGAAUUUCUAGAUAAGUAUAUUAAAGUUAAUAAACCCGUUGUCAUCAAAGGAGCAGCGAAAGUAUUUGAUAUUUUCAAAACAUGGAAAGAUGAUGAAUACCUCAGAAUAAAAUAUGGAAAAUGGAUAUCUCCCAUUGAACUCGCGAAAAUCGAGUCAGGACCAGAAGGUUUGAUAGCCAGAAUGCCGUUCUCGUGGUUCUUAUCAAACUACGAAAAGAAAGAUUUAGCUAUAUUGAGAGAUAUAGCAUCAACAAAUCCAAUGAGGGAUGAAAUAUCCGUUUUAAAAUCUAUGUCAUGUGGCGGAUUCAAAGACCUUUUGACUGAUGUAAUAUUCAUAUUUUCAUCUGGAUCUGGCGAAUCAGCGAUACAUUGGGAUCCUGCCGAAAAUAUGCAUUGUUUGCUGGACGGAACAAAAGACUGGGCAAUUAUUCACAGGAAAGAUCGGCAUAUUCUUCCAAAAAGCAAGGAAUCAAGUAUGUAUACAAGCGUAAAUCAGAGCAGCAUUGACAUGUAUAAAUAUCCGGUAAUGCAAGAUAUUCCUUGGUACCAUGCAUUCAUUGAAGCAGGAGAUUGUAUAUUUGUUCCUAACAGUUCACCACAUUACGUCAGAUCGGGGGAUUCCAGAAAUAUGGCGAUUUCAGUUUGGUUUGUUGUACCGGGGUCUCUCAAUCUUACAGAUUGCCCCGAAGAUGAAGCAGACCUACCGGAUUCUGCACCAGUUGGUCGCGGCCAUGUAUCAAGAUUAGAUCAUAUUAAAUCGAUGGUAUAUAUGCUCAUAAAUGAUCGAAGUGGGAAUAUUUCAUUACCGACAUUUAUAGAGAAUGGAGUUGGGUUGUAUCAGCUGGAAGAAUUUGGAUACAUGAUCUUCGAAGCUAUUGACGAAAAUGAAGAUGAGGUAAUUACUUCAGAAGAAAUUGAAGCACUUACUGAUGUAUCUGAAGAAUUCUGGAACGUAUUCUCAGAUAACAAAAAAGAAUAUUUUGUGAUAGAAGAGAAUGGAAACAUCAAAGACAUGAUAAAGAAGGAAGAAUUGUGAAUAAAAAAAACUACGUUAUGAAACUAUAUUUUAACAGAAUCAUUUCUGCAAAAAAUCAUCGAUCGAUUAAAACUUCGUAUUGUUCGUGUAUUGAAUAAAUAUAAAAUAUCAUGUCUUAUCGAUUUUUGAAAUAUCACCGGAUUCUAUUCGUGAUUAUGUGAUUGAAUUAAAAUUGUAAACAAUCUAAUAUAUCAUCAUUUAUCCAGAAGGAAUAAAAACUUAUAAUUACUGCUUCCUUUAUUUAUUUUAAACAACAAAAGAUUUUGAAAGUAACCCCCAAACUCGACUGAUAGAUUGAAUGGCCUUUUCUAGUCGAGCCGUAUGUAUGUGUUCUCAAUGAUAUCUAGUCACUGUUAUAUUGACAUAAAGGUAGUUUAUUUGGAAAAUAAAAAUCAGAAAGAUAAAUCAAUUGCAGAUUCAUUGCAAUAACUGUAAUUCGGUCAAUAAGACGACGUGAGUCAUAGUCCUUAUUGCUUUCACUUACCCCGGUGGAAAAAAUGAUAUUUUCUGUGUCAAAAAUUACUCCGCUCGGAACAGAUACAAUUAGUUCGAAGUAAAAUAUUACAGACAAGCAUCUGAUUGCACAUGCGUGUAUAUGAUCUGAAAUCUUCUGAUAAUACAAUGUAUGCACAUGUGAGGUGUCGAAUGUAAUGACUUCCUGUUACUAAAUAUAACGUAAUUUCAGAUGCAUAUGGUUAAUUUGAAAUGCUCGAUUACUUGUCGAUCGAUGCAAAGCAUUUUGGCAACAUAUAUAAGAAUUAAAGUCCUAUAUGAAAAUUCAAAUUUGGUCUAAAAACUGCGCGCUGAAAGUGUGCUGUCACUAUUACGAUUUGUGAGCUUUGUCAAAUAAACUGACUCAAAACACUAAUAGCCACAAGUAUGUAAUCUGUAGAUUUAUUUCUAAUAAUUUUGAUACCUCGGACGAAUCGGCAAUAGCCUGGUACGAUACCAUAUCAGUUAAUUUAUUUAUACAUACA
Molecule: messenger RNA, 2345 nt
Organism: Styela clava
Lineage: Eukaryota; Metazoa; Chordata; Ascidiacea; Stolidobranchia; Styelidae
Product: jumonji C domain-containing protein 5-like
Source: RefSeq, a predicted model, not a curated record